Closterium sp. Naga37s-1 is the source of this 1284-nucleotide messenger RNA. The record is from the annotation of a GenBank genome assembly. NCBI's taxonomy places the organism in Eukaryota, Viridiplantae, Streptophyta, Zygnematophyceae, Desmidiales, Closteriaceae.
AUGGCUAGUCUAGGGUUUGGUGCAGCAGUGGGUGCAGCAGUGGGUGCAGCAGGGGGAGCAGUACGGGCUAUGGUGGCGGGUGGGGAAGGAACUGCUGUGGCGAGUGCAGCAGGAGGGGGUGACAGUGGUGCGGGGGAGAAUUGGGGGGAGCGAGUCGGGGGAGGGGCGUCAGCAGCGGAGCAGGGGGGCACGGGAGGGGAGGGGGCAGUGGCGCGGGACAUGUGGAUGAAGUUUGGGGAGGAGUUCAAGAUGCUGCCCCGGCAGGGCAUGGACAGCAGCAUGCGGAACCCGUGCUGGCGCGUGCAGGCAGGCAGUGCGGCGGGUAGUGCGGGCACGGAGGGGGGGGCAGGCCCCGAAGUGCACUGCCUGCCGUACUUCUUCAUCAUCGGUGCCACCAGAAUGUUGUCCGUCCCUCACUGCUCCUUCUUGCACUCGCCCUCGUACUUCCUGCUCCAUCUCCUUUCCCCUUCCCCUCCCUGUGCACCGGCGGGCACGCAGGACCUGUACCGCAAGCUGACGUCCUCCAUCAUCCCGGGCAUAUUCCCAGCCGCCAUCCCCAACCCCCAGUGCUCGUUCCUGUCUUCGUGCGAAAUGGCUCCUUGCAGUUUCUUCUUCUUUGAAUGCUUCCACCAACAGCUCAAAUCGCAGUCCUCUGUCUCGUCCUCCCUUCUCUGCUUCCCUGCCUCUCAUCCUCUCCCCUCCUGCCACACAACAACCACCAUCCUCAUCUCGCCACAGCCACUCCCCUCCCUCCCCUCCUCUCGUCCUCCUCAACUCCAACCCUCUCAUGAACCCAUGACCGCAACUGCCCGAGAGACACACACCCCCACCCAUCACAUCUCCCUGCUCGCCUCCACCCCUCCUCUUCCCAUCCCUUCCCCGCGGUUUCCCCCCCACCUCCUCCCCUCUCCUGCCUCCAUACCCCCGCUGCCCCAUCCCCACCCUCCCUUGUGCAGGUGGGACCGCAACGGAGCACGGGACUUUGCGUGGUACGUGUCGCUGUUUGACGAGGCAGCGCAGCACAUGGUGAACACGGGGGGCAGCGCGGUGACAGGCGAGGCGUCCAGCACGCUGCUCACCAGCUCAGGCGUGGUGCUGCGAGGCCACGUGGACGACAGGCACACGGUGCCGCAGCUGCUGCACCUCGGGCUGCCCAGGAGCAAGUUCAUUGUCAUCCUCCGGAACCCCGUGGACCGGUUUUUCUCCGAGUUUAACCUCGCUGCCGCUGUCAACCCCUCACCCUCCGUUCCCAGGGACUUUCAUAAAUACCGUGUUGGAGGAUGA